AUUCUCACAAAACCCUAUGAUUUCAUAAACAUAAACAAUUAAUCAAACUAGCCAAACUAUAUUGCAUCUCAAUAAUAGUCAGCCACAAGAAACAUAGUAGCAACAACAGAAGAAAGAAACAAAGAAGAGAUCUGUUCAAUGGACUGAAGAUACCGUUGACAACGAGGACCUUGGAAGACUCAAAUCCAAUAGUAUGUUUAUAAAUGCAUUUAGUUUGUUGUAUUUAUCAUAAGCCACAUGCUGAAGAAUCAGAGAGUUCAGAUACUUGCACAAGUGACGAUGAGAUUAAUGCCAUAGAAAGAGAUAAACAAUCUAAAUUGAGACAUAAAAUGAAAUGUUCCAAACUAAAUAAGAAGUGUUGCUGAUAUUUCUUAUUCAAAUUUAU
Paramecium octaurelia is the source of this 385-nucleotide messenger RNA. The record is from the annotation of a GenBank genome assembly. Lineage: Eukaryota; Ciliophora; Oligohymenophorea; Peniculida; Parameciidae.